UUAUCUGCCAUCACUCGCAAUGACCUUAAAUUGCUGCACACUAGUCUUUGCCAUCCGGGCGUUACUCGACUAUUGCACUACGUAAGGACUAAAAAUCUUCCAUUUUCCUGUGAUGACGUCAGAACUGUAAUAGAACAAUGUCAAGCUUGUGCAGAACUAAAGCCCCGUUUUUUUCGACAGCCGACCGGAGAACUGAUUAAAGCAAUUCAACCUUUUGAGAGAAUUAGUAUGGAUUUCAAGGGACCUCUCCCUACUGUUUCAAGAAAUAGAUAUCUACUUACCAUUAUAGAUGAAUUCUCUAGAUUCCCAUUUGCAUUUGCAUGUCCCGAUAUGUCUUCCUCUACGGUUGUUAAAUGUCUCAAUGAACUAUUCGCCCUAUUUGGAUUUCCAGCGUACGUCCACACUGACAGGGGAACUUCGUUUAUGUCUACAGAGGUGCAGCAUUUCCUCCACGAGAGAGGAAUUGCAACCAGUAGAACGACCCCUUACAGUCCGAGAGGAAACGGACAAAUAGAGAAACUUAACGGGACCUUAUGGAAAGCCAUCACCUUGGCUCUACAUUCUAAGGAAUUGGACAUAGCUAAAUGGGAACUACUACUAAAUGAUGCUCUGCAAUCCACCCGGUCAUUACUAUGCACUGCAACUAACAGGACACCACAUGAACGACUUCUUGGGUUCAACCGAAGAAGUGGUUCUGGGACAUCCUUGCCAACAUGGUUGACCAGUCCUGGUCCUGUCCUGCUGAAGAAGAACGUUAGAUCAUCUAAAUAUGAUCCCAUAAUAGAGGAAGUUGAUUUGGUAACAUGCAACCCUCAGUACGCUGUAAUCCGAACACCAAACGGACGAGAGGAAACUAUCUCAUUACGAAUGUUAGCCCCUAGGGAAGAACAAAAAGUUAUAGAAAAUGAGAAUCAGAGUGGAACAGAGCUUGAUACUGACUGCCCCAUCCAAAGCUCACCUCCCAGGAAUCAACCUACUGAUUCUAUCAUGCCUGAAGAAACCACCAGCACCACCGAAGACAUAGCCAGACCGUCCGAAACUCAAGCAGAAGAAACUACACAUACAUACAAUCUUAGAGUAAGGAGAACUAGGCCCAACUACAAAGUGUAAAAGCUCAUCAGCUUACUAGAGCUCUUACUUUGACAUUUUACUACUUUCAUUUGGUUUUGUUGACUUGACUUUAAUGUGAUAUUUGAUCUAUCAUGAUAUAUUUUAAUAAGCUAUUUUAUUUACCAUGUAAUAUCAACAUGUUACAUUAUGUCAUGCUAUUCUACAUUGUUUGUUUACUUGAAUCUCUAUUAUUAUUCCACACUUACUUAUAUCAACAUGUUACAUUAUGUCAUGCUAUUCUACAUUGUUUGUUUACUUGAAUCUCUAUUAUUAUUCCACACUUACUUAUAUCAACAUGUUACAUUUUGUCAUGCUAUUCUACAUUGUUUGUUUACUUGAAUCUCUAUUAUUAUUGUGCACUUACUUAAUUCUUUCAUUGUUGAUAAUACUAGUUAGCAUUAUUUGAACCGGGGGUGAAUGUUAUGAAAAUUAUAUUCUGUAUCGGUUGUCGUACUUAUGUUUACAUGUGCUUGUAACUCGUCCGUGAGAAUGUGUUCACGAAAUGUGUGUUGUGUAGUCAUUCAGUGUAUUAAAGCCAUACUAUACAGACAUGGUUUUCGACUCUCUUAUCUUUAUGUUCAUAACACAAACCAACUAUCUACUAAAUUACUCCAACUUACUACACUGAAUCUAGAUCUAUAAUCUAUAUUAUUAACAUCCUAACCAUAAGUGGUCUAGAUCUAAAAUAUUCUACAACUAUCUAGUAUAACCACAACGAACCCGUAACACUAAAUCUAAAAUACGCCUUACUUUCUACUAAGGACUAAGACAGAAGUACCAAAAUACUACAGCAGCAGUUAAAGCAGCAGUAAUUACAGCAGUUAAAGCAGUUGCAGCAGCAGUUAAAGCAGUAUUACAGCAGUAAUAAUUGCAGAAAUAUUAAAAUAUUUACAAGCCAGACCACAAAGAUCUUCACAUGUCACACAGACAGAGAAACUGUACUGACCACUGGUCAACUGUACAGCAAGCAGUAUGGAUCUAAUUAUUCAUACUACCC
Messenger RNA from Biomphalaria glabrata, 2107 nucleotides. RefSeq lists its product as uncharacterized. The annotation marks the transcript as partial. The transcript has a single exon. Gene Ontology annotation, molecular function: nucleic acid binding. Gene Ontology annotation, biological process: DNA integration. Lineage: Eukaryota; Metazoa; Mollusca; Gastropoda; Planorbidae. The record is from RefSeq and is a predicted model, not a curated record.